Molecule: messenger RNA, 3998 nt
Organism: Eriocheir sinensis (Chinese mitten crab)
Lineage: Eukaryota; Metazoa; Arthropoda; Malacostraca; Decapoda; Varunidae
Gene: Gpat4
Product: glycerol-3-phosphate acyltransferase 4-like
Exons: 10
Coding region: 38-1678 (546 amino acids)
Biological process (GO): triglyceride biosynthetic process
Cellular component (GO): endoplasmic reticulum
Molecular function (GO): glycerol-3-phosphate O-acyltransferase activity
Source: RefSeq, a predicted model, not a curated record
GAGAGAGAGGCAGGAGGCUCAGCUCAGUCCUGGCACAAUGGCGGUGGUCGACGCACUGGCUACCGUCGCCCUCACGGUGGUCCUGCCGCCCUUCAUCAUGGUUCUGGUCAGCGUCCUGGUGCUGGCCAGCUUGGGGAAGUCCCUGGGCCUCAGACAGAGAUACGUGCAGUUUCUUUUGAAGGUGUUUGAGGAUGGCAACAGGAUACUUGUUAAAAAGUUUGGUCGUCAGAGGCUGUCAAAGAACUAUGGAAAGGGAAGUGGAGAUGAGCAGGAAGAGGAGGAGGAGGAGGAGGACUAUGUGUCGAGAGAGGUCAUCUGCAGAGACAAGCUGGUGCUGCGUCCCACUGUGGACAAAGACAACAGCGAAGGGCUGGACACGCACGAGUUUGAACUUGGGGAUUGUCUUGACUACAUACGCACCGGUAUGGAGGCCAUUGUUGAUGAUGAGGUGACAAAGAGGUUUUCUGCUGAAGAGCUAACGUCAUGGAAUUUCCUGACUCGAACUAACUGCCAGUAUGAGUUCAUCAGUGUGCGACUCACCAUCUUUUGGGUGGUGGGCUUCAUACUGCGCUACUUCCUCCUCCUGCCCCUCCGCAUCCUCAUACUCCUCAUUGGGAUGGCACAGUUGGUGGUUAUGACCCUGCUUAUUGGAAUGUUACCGGACGGGCCUCUGAAGCGCAACCUAUGCUGGUACUUCUAUAUAACAACAUUUAGAAUCCUGAAUCGGAGUUUAAGCUGUGUCGUCACAUAUCACAACCGCCACAAUAAGCCUCGUUCAGAUGGGAUUUGUGUUGCCAACCACACAACCCCCAUCGACUGUUUGGUUCUGGCGUACGACAACUGUUACUCCUAUAUGGUUGUCAUGGUAGCGUGUACAUACGUCGUGGGUUGUCUUCCUGAGAGCAAAACGAAGCGGCGACUCAACAGCAGUGUGUCAGUCUUCUGCUUUGACUUUCUGAGUGGAGCUCUGUCACUGGUGUGUACCUACCACAACAAGGAGAAUGUGCCCCGUAGGGGUAUAUGUGUCGCCAACCACACCACUCCCAUUGAUGUUCUGGUGUUGGCAUGUGACAAUACUUACGACAUGGUUGGUCAGCGCCAUGGAGGCUUUUUAGGCAUCUUCCAGCGUGCUUUGUCUCGUGCCUCGGCUCACAUUUGGUUUGAGAGGUCAGAGUCCAAAGACAGAUUUGCUGUGGCGAGGAGGCUCAGGGAACACGUGGAGGACCCCGACAAGCUGCCCAUUCUGAUCUUCCCUGAGGGCACCUGCAUCAACAACACAUCUGUCAUGCAGUUCAAGAAAGGAACAUUUGAAGUGGGAGGAAUUAUCUAUCCUGUUGCAAUCAAGUAUGACCCUAGGUUUGGAGAUGCAUUCUGGAACUCCUCCAAAGAGUCCAUGUUGAGUUACAUCUACAUGAUGAUGACGUCGUGGGCUAUUGUGUGUGAUGUCUGGUAUCUGCCACCCAUGACAAGAAGGGAAGGAGAAAGUUCCAUUGAUUUUGCAAACCGUGUCAAAGCGGAAAUUGCUCGUCAGGGAGGACUUGUGGAUCUUGUAUGGGACGGCGGUUUGAAGAGGUCGGCACCAAAGAUAGAGUGGAAGCAGCAGUACCAGCAAGAGUUUUCACGCCGCCUCAAAGUUCAAAAUGUUGACACAGCGAAGAAAGAGGAGAAGACUGAAUGACUAGAGGAAAGUCAAGGGAAACCAAAAGUCCUGUGAACAGCAAGGUGUUAGGGUGUGAGUCAUCCUGUAUAUCCUAUAAUGUAGCUUGUGGUGAUCAUAAGUGUGAAUGGGAUGAACAUUCAUUAGGGGAAAAUAUGUGUAAUGCAGUAGAUGGGGGCUGGCUUGAGCACAUGGAUGGCUGGAUACUCAUAGUUGGGACAGGGGGUGAGGGGAGGGGGGGUGGGGGGAGUGAGCACUUGGCUAGCUAGAUAUAGAAGUUGGACAGAUAACCAUAUAUAAUUAAGGGGUCCAGAGAAGGGGCAUAACAGUCAGAGCCAGUUCUUCUUGUGUGCACUAGGAAAAGCAGGCUACACGUCCUAGGACCUAGUUUACCAAAUACAAGGUAUCUUUUCCCUUGCAACUUAGUUUCCUGUUCUUCCUGCAUUGUGUAGCCUGCCUUUCCUUUGUGCAAACUAGAAAAAAAUUGGCUUUGUUCCUUUUGUCCCUUGUUCUCCAGGUGCCUCAAUUCUUUGAGGAAAUACAUCACUCAUUAAGAAUGGCUGAAUUCAUCAUCACAUUUUUCAUUUAUUAUGAUCAGUGUUUGCUCAAGCAAAUGACAAACAGUAUCUUCACAAGACAGAAAAUCCCAAAGAAAUAUGGCAAAAUGUUCUGACCUUCAAAACAAGACAUGCAAAUGUAUGAAUGACAAGCAGGCUGAGGUUGACUGCUAGGAGAGGCUUUGAGGUAUAUCAUAUUUGUCAUCAGUUAGUAUGUACAUGUGGUGCGGCCUUUCGUUGGCAUUUUUGGAUGUACAAAAUUAAUUUUCUGGCCAGUUUGUUGUAUAUGCAAGUAGAGGGAAAUGUCAUACAUUUAGUUAUAAGAAUAUACAAUCAUUCAGCAUCUUUUCCCAAUGCUUUACAUGAGCCAACCAUACAAACCACCAGACCAUUAUAUAAUUUAGCUAAAUACCAAUUAAAUUAAGCACUCUGGCCUCAGUUUUCCUGGCAGUCAAGGUAUAUUUCAUAUCACAAGUACCAAAGUAGUAGUUUUGUUAAGUGAGGCUUUUUUUUUUCUUUUUUUUUUUUCUACAGGUCUUGUUUGAAAGAAAUGUAUCUUAACAAGCGCACAUUUAACGCUACAUACAGGAGGCUGUGUGUGUGUGUGUGUGUGUGUGUGUGUGUGUGUGUGUGUGUGUGACAUAUCAUUCAAUAUAGUAAUGGUACCAUGUUAUACAGUGACUUUGGUGUCUCCUUGUACUAUUCCCAUGUACAGUUUCAAAUGCAUUCCCCAAUACUACACAGUGAGGAUUUAUUUAUAGUAUGAGAUGUAGGGUUACCGUUUGUAAGUGUGCAUGUUCAUCAUUCUGUCCAUUGUGCAAGUGAGUGGAAACAAGGAAGAUGUACCAGUACUUACUUCAUCAGGUGGGAAGUAGUGCCAUUGGGUGAAAUAUCAGUAUCUUGGGAACAUCUGCCAGUCUCUGCCUUAAACUUUCAAUGACUGAAAUUUUCCCAAUACACAGCUUCAUAAUAGUGCAUAAUCAUAACAAGGGCACACUUGGGAAAGACCAAUUAAUUAAUUAAAAACUACAUGAAAUAUUUUGAUACUAAUUGAGCCACAUUAUUGCAGGACUCAUUUGACGUAGGAUUAUGUAGUUUCCAGCUAUUAGAGAUGGAAGAAAAAAUUUAGUUAUGCUAAUACCCAGCAAUGUAUUUUGAUACCAAGAUAUUUGUUAUAAAAAGGCACUAAAGUGUGAGUUGUACCAUGAAAGGUCGAGUGUUUUCAUGGGUGUUUUUUAAAUGAAAUAACUGUGAUAUGUGUAAGAACUAGCAUUUUCAUAUUUAUAAUAUAUGCAUAAAUAGUUUAACUCCUGAUGCUGCUCUAAGCAGAAGUUUUGUUUAAUUCUCAGGAUUUUGUUAAUAUUAGUUUUUCCUGUAAGUUAAGUUUCACUGGUAUUAGUGGGCAGACACUUAUGGAACCUUUGUAAACAGACAACUCUUUGGUCAACUAGUGUAGGUCAAGUCUAGCAAUAGGAGAAUUCAGGAGGCUGGAAAAGUAGGUGAUGUUGCACCUUUAUAUUCCUACAGUUUACUAUCCGUGUCCUUUUAGAUGAAGGUGAUACUGAAUUAUAAGCAAUGUUUAACAUGAGACAACUGAAGUAAUGUAUUGUGUUCACUAGUCAUUAAAUCUUUACUCAAGAGUAGGCAGCCUACUCAAAUAUGUAUGACUUAGGGGCUGUGUACAGUUUUAAACAUUUGUAGAAUAGUUUACAGCUUUUGUUUCUUGAUCCAAAGUGUGGAAGGGUACAUAUAAUUAUUGUGAAAUGAAGUUUUGUAUAAAGAAA